UGCCAUACAGCGCUUCAAGAUGCAUCAACGCCUGAUGAUGCCAAUAUCAAUUCUAGAUCCAUUGUCUAACCUUCCGAAUCAACCUCCCACCCGUCCCCCUCGAUCAGCCGCCACUCGCCAAUCAUGGACCGUCCGUUGGCCGGCCAUUUGUCACAUACUCUAUGAACUCGAUCAUUUGUUUCAUGGAUUUGAUCCACCUCCACCAGACCCCUCACUAGCCUUCGCUCUAUUACAAUGGUUGACCCUCAGCCCUCACACGAUAACUAAUUAAAUCCUUUUUUACCCUUGUUC
Molecule: messenger RNA, 291 nt
Organism: Mycotypha africana
Lineage: Eukaryota; Fungi; Mucoromycota; Mucoromycetes; Mucorales; Mycotyphaceae
Exons: 1
Coding region: 20-271 (83 amino acids)
Source: RefSeq, a predicted model, not a curated record